AUGGAGAAACCGUUCACGAUCGCAAGUAUGCGCGAAAUGGAGAAUGCCACUUCGUUGCAGUCCCUGGAGGCUCGAGAUCUCAAGGAUGAGUCUGAGUCCAAAGAUCCCCUGAAUCCCAGGAACUGGAGCUCAUCGAGGAAAACGUUGCUCUUCAUAUCAUUAAUGACCAGUUCAUUGCUGGCAGAUGGCGCAAUGGUCUGGGGCUCGACUCUGAUCACGGAGCAAGCCAUGGAUUGGGACAUUAGUAUCACCCAUUCAGCGACAAGUAUGAACUACGGCAUCCUGCUCCAGGGCUUUGGGGGUAUCUUUGCGGUGCCUCUUAUUGAAGCCUAUGGUCGUCUGCCGAUCUGGCUAUGGCCUCAGGUGAUCACCAUGUUCAUGGUUUUGGGCGCGACUCUUUCCAAUGAUUGGUCUACUUUCACGACCUUCCGAUCCCUGCAAGGUCUGUUUGGAACUGUACCUCAGGUUAUUGGGUUGCCUAUCAUUCAUGAUAUGUACACCUCGGCUGAAUGGCCGCGUAUGAUCAAUAUCUGGGGAACUACCUUUCUAGUCGGCCCCUUCCUCGGUCCUGCCAUAGCAGGAUACAUCGGUGCUGGAACAGAUUGGCGCACCUCCUUUGGUGUACUUACAGCGAUCUAUGGCGUGUCCACGGCUAUGGUCAUCUUAUUUGGUUAUGAAACAUAUUAUAGGCAUGAUCAAAGAGGCAGUCCGUCGCGCCUUGCUUCUUACUUUGGCAUCGGAAAUACUACACUCCCCAAGGUAUCGACGUUGACAUACUGGUGUCGAAUGGUUGUGGUCUAUAUCUUCAAGUUUCCAUUGCUGAUGACUGGCUUCGCCAUAUUGGUGACAUUUACAUGGCCCAUUGGAAUUACAACCACUAUCGAUAGUUUCUUGCACAGCCCGCCUUAUCUCUUUGACACCAUUGAAGCGUCAUCUAUGCGAUUUGCUGGUGUCAUCGGGGCUCUCUGUGGGUGGGCCUUUGGUCACUUCUUCAAUGGCUGGAUCUUCAAACGACACAGCAAUACCUGGCGAACAGAGCUUCGUCUCCACGGUGUUUGGUUCCCAAUUGCCAGCAUGGCUUGUGGUCUCUUGACAUACGGACUCACCAUGCACUUCGGCAAGCACUGGAUAGGUUUGGCAUUCGGCUGGAUCAUGGUGAAUAUCGGCAUGGUAGCGACUAUUGUUGCCAUUUCUGCCUAUGCAUUAGAGAAAUACCCCGAGCAAUCGACCUGUGUCUCAGCGAUUCUGAACAUGUGGCGUACCUGCGGCGGAUUCGCAGUGGGAUACUUCCAGCCAGCCUGGAUCAUACGCAAUGGACUCGGCUUGGUCUUUGGAAUUCAGGCUGCUGUUUUAUGUGUCGCUAUUGUCUUGACAAUUACUCCUGUUUUCCUGUGGGAGCGCAAGAGGCGCAUGCAAGCUCAAGAAGCAUAA
Messenger RNA from Penicillium nucicola, 1431 nucleotides. Its product is annotated as putative MFS transporter. Gene Ontology annotation, molecular function: transmembrane transporter activity. The transcript has 9 exons. The coding region runs from base 1 to 1431 and encodes 476 amino acids. The record is from RefSeq and is a predicted model, not a curated record. Lineage: Eukaryota; Fungi; Ascomycota; Eurotiomycetes; Eurotiales; Aspergillaceae. Gene Ontology annotation, biological process: transmembrane transport.